UCAACACAGACGGAAGAGCUGCGAGUGGCUCUGACAGCAGCAGAGGUCGAGAGCGUUUAUGGUACCGGACGACUCACGGGUAGAAUACAUUAAUUAGAGCUACAUAUGUUUUAGUCGUAAGUUGUUCUGUCAGAAUGACCAGCAGCAGCAGUAUCGAGGGAGUUUUGUGCCUUUAAUAACCCUGGACUUUUAUUUUUUAUUUUUGUCUCCGGUAACAAAGUUGUUUAAAAAAAAACGAGGUUGUGCCGGAUCUGAUCUGAGCAGGCCUGAAUUGUUUAGGGGAGUUUUUUUUCUCCCAAGUUAUUGAUGAGACUGUAACCUUUAUUAAACAGGUUAACAUAAAAAAAGGGAAGAAAAAAAAAAAAAACAACAAAAAACGCCACGAAGGCUAAUCAAUUUCCAAACUCCUCAAAGUGGAUCAAGUUCAACCUUGACUGACUUUAUUUGACUUAUAAUUAAGGGACCAAAACACCUCAGCUGAAAUAAACACUGGAGUUACCUGGGGGAAGGAGCUGAAUGGCCUCUGUUGUAGCAGUGAAAACUGAGAAGCGACCAGCAGCUGAUUCUCAGGAUGCAGAGUCGAAUGCUAAAAAGCCCAGGAAACUGCUGCCCAGCCUAAAGACCAAGCGAGCCCCCGAGCUUGUCCUGGUGAUUGGCACCGGGGUGAGCUCUGCGGUAGCUCCGCAGGUUCCUGCUCUACGCUCUUGGAAAGGGCUUAUCCAGGCCCUUCUUGACGCAGCCAAUGACUUUGACCUGCUGGAGGAGGAGGAGAGCCGGCGUUUCCAGAAGCACAUGCAGGAAGACAAGAAUUUGGUGCAUGUGGCCCAUGACCUCAUUCAGAAACUUUCUCCGAGGACGGGAAAUGUGCGAUCCACGUUCUUCAAAGACUGUCUGUACGAGGUGUUUGACGACUUGGAGUGCAAGAUGGAGCACGCAGGGAAACAUCUCCUGCGAUCGGUGCUGCAGUUGAUGGAGAGCGGCGCGCUGGUGCUCACCACCAACUUCGACAACCUGCUGGAGAUCUACGCAGCCCACCAAGACACCAAACUGGAGUCUUUAGACCUGACAGAUGAGAAGAAGGUGUUGGAGUGGGCUCAGGAGAAACGGAGGUUAAGUGUCCUGCAUAUCCACGGUGUUUACACCAACCCCUGUGGGAUUGUGCUGCACCCUGCUGGCUACCAGAACGUACUGAGGAACACUGAGGUUAUGCGUGAGAUCCAGAAUUUGUACGAGACCAAAUCCUUUGUGUUUCUCGGUUGUGGACGCACAGUGGACGAUACGACCUUUCAGGCAUUGUUCCUGGAGGCGGUCAAACACAAAUCAGACCUGGAACACUUCAUGCUUGUGCGACGGGAGGACGUGGGAGAGUUUAAGAAGUUACGUGACAACAUGCUGGACAAGGGCAUCAAGGUAAUCUCCUACGGAGACGAGUACGCUGACCUGCCUGAGUACUUUGAGAGGCUAGCCAAUGAGAUCUGCAACCGUGACGUGUCUACCAAUGGCUGGGGGUCACCAUCACAAAAUGCAGAAGAACAGCAGAAUGGCUUCAGCACACAGAAAAACCUCCUCCAGGGUUAGGACCAGAUGCAACUCCUUCACUUUGAGAAGCUGCCACGUUCAAUAGAGGUUUUCAGAAUAACAACUACAACUUUGCCCAAAACUCGUUUCCUAACUGCAUGGAAAGUGUCUGGAGUGCAAAUCAUCUAUAUAUUUUUCAAAUCGUCAUUAUAUUUAUUUUUUUCCCCCGUCAGAGUUGGUGGAAAAUGUGGGAUCUGUUUCUUCUUCAGCUUAUGCUGGGUCUGGUUCACUAAGUGCUACGUAGCGUAAUCAUUUUUUAGAUGACUCUUAGGUGACCUAAAAGCGGACGAUAUUCCUCAGAUGCUUAUUUUAUUUCAUUUUAAUAAGUUAAAUAAAUCUGUCAAUGCCAAAACUAAACACCUCAAAUCCCAUUUCCUCGCAUUUCAAUGUUGCAGAAAUCCUAAUGUUUGGGGAAACUAAAUGCAAGCGCACCACACUCAGAGGACAGACUGGCGUGUUUUCACUUCAGACUUGGAAGAAAAACUCAUAGCCCUGUAACCAAACAGAUGUUAAUUUAGAUAUGCAUUUCUGACAACGUUUCAUCUUGAAGUACCUUCCUGCUUCUAGCUUCAAGGCGAUAACAUGCACCAUACGCUCCCGAGUGAAAACAAACCUCGCGUUGAUGGAUCGAUCCCAGCUACCAGCAAGGGGAUGGGUGGGGUAAAAUGCAUCUGUAAUUUGACAGGUAAAUUAGUUUGUUACAUAAAAAAGGUCAGGAGGGUGUUUUCAUAGCAGUUCUACUUCCUGCCUGCAGCAAUCCCUUUGCUUAAAACAAAGUGUUCUUUGUAAGCUUUUUUUAAUGUAUUUUUAAAACCUACAUGUGUUUCUGCUGUAGUAUUUAUAAGAACCAUUUUAAGAAUAAAGCUUUUGGUAUCCCA
Messenger RNA from Girardinichthys multiradiatus, 2456 nucleotides. It is a transcript of the gene siral1, whose product is annotated as family with sequence similarity 118 member B. The transcript is spliced from 7 exons. Bases 517 to 1578 code for a protein of 353 amino acids. The record is from RefSeq and is a predicted model, not a curated record. Lineage: Eukaryota; Metazoa; Chordata; Actinopteri; Cyprinodontiformes; Goodeidae.